AGGGGAGCAGUGGAUGCUGCGAAGGAACUCAUUAAGGAAGGAGUUGCAGCGAAACUUUUCAUAAAACAGCUUUCUUCAUCUUCUUCUAUAAACCCAUUUUGCAUUGCAGAUUUCGGGUGCUCUACAGGACCCAACACACUUCUGGCAGUGCAGGUCAUACUUGAAGCCGUGGAGCAAAAGUUCAAAUCAGAAAAACCAACAGCCCAACUCCCUGAAUUUCAGGUGUUCUUCAAUGACCAUGUCCUGAAUGAUUUCAACACCCUUUUCCAAUCUCUUCCACCUGAAAGACGAUACCGUGCUGCCGGAGUGGCUGGCUCUUUCUACGGCCGAGUACUUCCCAAGGCCUCCCUUCACUUUGCUUUCUCCUCUUCUUCAUUGUGUUGGAUCUCCGAAUUGCCGGAAGAGAUUCUGGACAGUAACUCUCCGGCGUGGAAUAAGGGAAGAAUUCACUAUACAGGAGCCAGAAAGGAAGUUUCUGAGGCUUAUGCACUUCAAUACGCAAAAGACUUGGAAGCAUUCUUGCAUGCAAGAGCAGAAGAGCUUGUGGGUGGAGGGCUAAUGGCUCUUUUGGUUCCUGCUGUCCCUAAUGUUAUGACCUCUUCUGAGACAACCAUUGGGACUGAGAUCGAUCUUCUCGGAUCUUGCCUCAUGGAUAUGGCCAAGAUGGGAUCAUUCAGUGAAGCAAAAGUAGACUCCUUCAACUUACCUUCAUAUUUUCCACCCAUUGAGGAAUUGGAGGCAUCGAUAGAGGCAAACACAAGCUUCAGCAUAGAGAGAAUGGAGAUCCUGAACAACCCUCCGAAACAUGUCGCCAUGCCUAGUGUCAGACAUCGCACACUGUUCUUGAGGGCUUGCUUCGAGGGACUUUUGGAGAAUCAUUUCGGAAGUCAUAUCAUGGAUGAACUGUUCGAACGUUAUUCCAAGAAAGUUGCCGAGUCUUCCUUCACCAUGAAUCCAGACAAUGAUAAAUCCAUUUUUAUGUUAGUCCUCCUUAAGCGUAAAAGCGAGUCCUCACAGAAUGAUUCACUCUAG
Messenger RNA from Ilex paraguariensis (yerba mate), 1032 nucleotides. The record is from the annotation of a GenBank genome assembly. NCBI's taxonomy places the organism in Eukaryota, Viridiplantae, Streptophyta, Magnoliopsida, Aquifoliales, Aquifoliaceae.